This is a messenger RNA of Pungitius pungitius (ninespine stickleback), 5722 nucleotides long. It is a transcript of the gene mindy2, whose product is annotated as MINDY lysine 48 deubiquitinase 2. Gene Ontology annotation, biological process: protein K48-linked deubiquitination. Gene Ontology annotation, molecular function: cysteine-type deubiquitinase activity; cysteine-type carboxypeptidase activity; K48-linked deubiquitinase activity. The record is from RefSeq and is a predicted model, not a curated record. The transcript has 9 exons. Bases 89 to 2074 code for a protein of 661 amino acids. Gene Ontology annotation, cellular component: cell periphery; cytosol. Lineage: Eukaryota; Metazoa; Chordata; Actinopteri; Perciformes; Gasterosteidae.
UUGCAGAGUUGUCAUGGCGUCUUCGGGACUGAAGCUUCUGCUGCAUUUGAGCUAAAAAAAAUAAUCUGUCGACAGUCUGUCAUUCGAAAUGGAGAAAAAUGCAAACCCGCAUCGAGACACCGGCGGGAGCUCUCUGUGUGCCCCGAUUGCGGGAGAGAUGGGCGAUGUUACGGCUGUCGGCGUAGUGAAGGGAACAUCCGAGAAAUGCAAGAAUAGUGACGCUCCUCUCAGCACUUUGGUUAACGUUAGUUGCAAUAACAGCACCGCCAAUGUUAGUGCUCCCAGCCACGUUAAUGUCACGUCCAGCGCUGCGAAGCCUGGCGUUUCGGAAGUGCUCCCGCUCCAGGAGGGUAAGAGGAACGACUCCAAAACGAGCGGCUCGGGGUUCGGGGAUGAGAUCAGUAACGGGAUGGGGCAUGACUCGAUGCUGGCUGCAGAAGAUAGCGAGGGUGGCGCCUCGAAGUUAGUAAACAACGAAACGGAUAGCCCGUCCGCACGCCUCGCCAAGGAAGGCGCGCAUGCACAGGCUGAGGUUCUGGCCCGUGGAGAAAGUGAACCGACGCGACUUGCCAAACCGACCCAGCUGUGUCCGGACAAAGCGAUCGGCGCGGACGUCCAACCCGGGCUGUCCGGCGAUCGCACCUUGUCGGAGGGAUUGCCGAGUGGGAGUGACCCCGAUCCCAGCCUCGGUGGAGAGUCCAGAAGCAUAGAUUCACUCGAGUCCUUCUCCAACCUCAACUCCUGCCCCAGCUCCGACCUGAACAGCGAGGGGCUGGAGGACAGAGGACUGGCCCUGGCCCUGCAGGGCGAGCACGGGGCUGAUGGGACAAAGAGCGCGAGCGCAAAGGACCGAGCCGCCGGCCAGCCCAUAUACCACAUUAAGUGGAUCAAGUGGAGGGAGGAGAAUACUCCGAUCAUCACCCAAAACGAGAAUGGCCCCUGUCCAUUACUGGCAAUUAUGAAUGUCCUUCUGCUUGCAUGGAAGGUUAAGAUGCCGCCUAUGAUGGAAAUUAUAACUGUUGAGCAACUGAUGGAGUAUCUUGGUGACUACAUUCUUGAAACCAAGCCUAAAGAAAUAACAGAGGCUCAGCGGCUAAACUAUGAGCAGAACAUGAGUGAUGCCAUGGCUGUGUUGCACAAGCUGCAGACAGGUCUGGAUGUGAACGUCAAGUUCACAGGGGUGCGAGUCUUCGAGUACACCCCAGAAUGCAUUGUGUUUGAUCUGCUCGACAUCCCUCUCUACCACGGCUGGCUGGUUGACCCACAGAUGCACGAUACUGUGAAGGCAGUGGGCAACUGCAGCUACAACCAGCUGGUAGAGAAGAUAAUAUCAUGCAAACAGUCGGACAACAGCGAGCUGGCAGGGGAAGGCAUCGUGGCGGAGCAGUUUCUGAACAGCACAGCCACUCAGCUUACGUACCACGGCUUAUGUGAGCUCACGUCCACCGUGCAGGAGGGAGAGCUCUGUGUCUUCUUCAGGAAUAACCACUUUAGCACCAUGAUUAAAUACAAGGGCCAGCUGUACCUCCUAGUUACAGACCAAGGUUUCCUUACGGAGGAGAAGGUCGUCUGGGAAAGUCUGCACAAUGUCGACGGAGACGGCAACUUCUGUGACUCAGAUUUCCGGUUGCGGCCUCCUUCUGAUCCAGAGACUGUUUACCGCGGCCAGCAGGAUCAGAUAGACCAGGACUACCUGAUGGCGCUGUCGCUGCAGCAGGAGCAGCAAAGUCAGGACCUGCAGUGGGAACAGCUCCCCGAGGGCAUCAGCGACCUGGAGCUGGCCAAAAAACUUCAGGAGGAGGAGGACCGGCGAGCCUCCCAGUACUACCAGGAGCAGGAGCAGGAGCAAGCGGCGGCAGCGGCGGCAGCAGCAGCAGCAGCACAGCAGGGCCAGCCGGGGCCGGCCGAGGGAGACGAGCCGGGCAGAGGAGGCGCAGGAGCAGGCGGAGCACCGGCCGGCGCUGGGACGGCGGCGGCUGCUGGAGCCACACCCAGCCCGGGAAAACAGUCCUCGAGCGGGGAGCGCAAAGCAAAGAAGGAAUCCAAGGAUAAAGACAAAUGUGUUAUUUUGUAACAUAUAGUGUGUAUCUGUGCGUGUGUGCGUUUUUGUGCAUUUUGCUUAUCCGUGAGAAAGGGGACAGCAUUUGUCCCCGCCCCCCCCCCCCACCCCCCCCUAACGCAAACAAGGUAAGGAGACGUUCAGUGGAGGCACGCAAAAAGACUACGGGAGGGUUUGCUGUUCCCAAGCCGCUGGUGCCUGCUAUCCUCUUUCCUCAGUGGAACCUGUACAUCAGAGGAAGGGACACUACCAUGACAACCAUCGCUAUCUUUCAUAGUUCGCCAAACUUUGUUACGAGUUGCACAGUGCACUAUAUUUGUGAUGUGUGGUCAGGUUCAUUUGAGGUGGUGUAUUUUAUAGCAAAAGACAUGAUCUGGAGAAAGAAGGAAAGUUCACCCUCUCACCAUUGUUUAUUUUUUUUCUCCGCGAAAAGAAGAUGGAUUUGUCGUUAGUGAAGCUCACAAGAGUUUUUGUAUGUAUCAAUAGUUUCUAGACAGAUGUGCAUUUUAUUAUUUAUGCCAAGAUUCACAUUUUAUUUAUGCAUCCGUUUAGUAGGUAGCUUCCCGGCGUCUUUAAGCUGAGGAUGGAUUUACCUAUCGUUUUGCGUGUAGGAAAUCAUUAAACACUAUUUGUGUCCCACUAUGUACCUGAAGGUGAAUUAAUGCCAGAUACUGUAGCUCCGGAACAAUACUCAUCACUGCUUGUCCUGUUCAGAUUUGCCUUACCAGAGUGUGGUGGUGUUGUAUUCUGGUCUGUUUGAAUGUGAAUGUGUGGUUGUUUUCAUGUAUGUGUGUGUGUGGUGUGCGCUGUACAGGUGGGGUAUAAAUCAAUGUGCUCUAUACGUCUCGCAUUUACUGAGCAUCGGUAACAAGGAAAUGGGCAAAUCUUUUUCUGCUGUCUUAAUUCAGCUACACAUUCAUCUGGUCUUUUAUGUUGAGGUUUCAGACAGCCAAACGGAGAAUAGGGUCUGAAGUGGAUUCUGCUUUUAGCAGAUUAGACAUGGUAGUUCUGAAGAGCCUUUUCCAUCUCAAUCUCUUCUUGCAGCUUCCUGAAAAGCUGCAGUGUGCUUUUAAGCGUGCACGCACAAUCAUGAUCUCCUCUGUUCAGUCUGGGUUUGAAAAAGAUAAGACAGCAGGAUUCUGUAAUUGCAUGUAUUCUUCCUCAAAUCAUUAAAUGUUAAAUUACAUUUUGGGAACACAAACUUUUUGUCACAAUCCAGAAUCCAACCACUCAAAUGUCUCACAGGGAGAUCCACAUAAUUACUCCACUUGAUGAUGUUGGUAACCUGCUCCUGCUCUUCAACCACAGUUCAAUCCUCUUCUAGCCUCUUUGAGUAGAAAUUCACAAUAUUUAAAUUCAGAUUUGUUAUUUGUUGGAAAUAAGGCCUAGUAAUAAAAGUUCACACGUUGAACUGUCCCGGGCCGUAGGACAUAUAUUUGGAAUUGCGUGGUGUUACCUUCUGUGUACAUUUCACUGCAGUGUGCAAACACGUGAUGUAUGUAUUUGCCUGUUGCAUUCUUCUAAUGGAUUUAGCGAGUGGUUUGUGCCAUUAUUGUGCCGUGGGACUGCCUCCAGAGAAACUUUUCUAUCUACACAUUCCAAGUGGAUGCCUUGACUCAAGCCUUUCUGUUACAGAAUGAGGGAGACAGUUGUCAUAGGAGGUCUUCGCAGUGCUUGUUAAGCAGUCUUUAUGAUGGAAGAUAGCACAGAGGCCCCCUCCUGUGUGGGAACCCUUUCUCAAGGGCUUCAUGUUUGUUUGGCCCUAACAAGUCAAUGUUUUGUACAUAUGAAACGCCUUACAACAUUUCAACAUAUUUUAUAGAACGAAAGCAAAACAGGCGCGUUACCAGGCCGAGACAAUCCACGCGUUUUUCACCCCCCGGAUGUACGCUCAGGCCUUUUGCAAAGGGACACAUCCUCCAGUGUCUUUCAUGUAAUGACAGUUUCUUUCUCAGCCACAUUCUCCAGUGUCUGCUUAUGUGUAAACACAACUACUCAGAAACCUUGAAGGACCUUAUAUUAUUUAAGACCCUCAUUGUUUAACUUAACACCUAAAAUAAGAAUUAAGCUGCUCUUGUGUUAACGUGGACUACCUGGUAGGAAUAAAAACCUAGGACAGGGUCAAGAAAUUUUGUUAAUCAUGUAGACUUUUUAUUGACUCUUUUUGCUUUUUUUUAAUGCAGCUUAAGUAAAUAGCACAUUUACUCAUAAGGUGAACGCAUAAAGGCAGAGGGGAAGCUUUGGGCAGCAUUGUGCUAUUUUUUGUCUGUUUAUAUCCGUUAAGUGAACAUGCUGAUUAAACAUUGCAGUGGAAGUUUAAGAGAUCUAACUUAUACUUCUGUCUGUUUGAAGAUAAAACCUUUUAAGUUGGUUGGUAUGAAUGAAGACUGAAAUGCCAUAUAUUAUUUCAGAUUUACCACUGCAUUUGCUUGCUAUACCUAGCCAUUACUAUCAGAAUUUGAUAUUUUGUUGUAAUGUGUUAGUUCCACCCUUGUUCCUAAGACGGACCAGAAGGGAUCAGAAGGAUAUUGUGUGUACAGUGUCUCAAAGUGUGUUUUAUUGUAUGCCUUGUAAAAGUGACGGUGGGGUAAAUGCUGUUAAAGUAGUGUUUUGACAAGGUGGUUGUUUAACAAAUAGUCGUUGUAAUUGGUUUUGCACUGUUACAUUGAUAUGCACUAACACAAGAGAAACAUACCUCAUUUUAUACAGAACAUAAAUUGUGCAGUGCUAUUGUCCUUUGGGUACCUUUAAAAAAAAAAUAGCCCAAAUACUUAUUUCAACAUGGUAGUGGUAUGUUAAACCAGCUGAAUAAUAACCAUUUUUAAACCUAUAAAAGGGCUGUAAACAUUUUGGGGCUUAAAGUUAAAUUACUUUUGUUAAAAUAUAGUAUUGCUUCUAUAAAACGUACUGCAAUUUGAUAUAUUCAGGUUAAAGGUAAAUCUAUAACAGACUAAAGGCUACCAGGCCUGAGUACCAGCACACAACUCAUAGAUGACAAGGAAGAGUUACAACAAAUCAUAGAUGGAUAGUCAUUUGUGUGGAACAGAAGCAGUUUUUCUACAAAUAAUGAUAAUGGUACCAGACUCAAUCAGCAAAAAAUGUGUGUGCCCACUCAUGAGUACGGUAGUUUUUUUUUCCAGUCACAAAUCCAUCAUCUAAUUACAAACUUUUAAACAAACAAGCAAACAUGGACAAAAACAGGUAGAUGGAAAAGCAGCUUGCUUAGACUGGAGAGGGUCAUCUAUGUGGCAGAGGGAAAUGUUUAUUCUUACUGAACAAUCUAAAGGGAGACAAUUUCUUUAAUGCGACGUCAAACUCCCCCGUUUGUACUUUGUGGUGCAUGUAUAGUGUUAACUCAAAGGUUAGGCAGAGUAAAAUUAACUACCCCGAGAACACCAUUUCGACUGUAUGGCCCACAUGAAACAUACAAGCAAAAGGAAGGUGUUAUGGUGUGAAUAUGGGAGAUUACUCCAUUGUGUUCAUUUCAAUGUUCAUUAAUUUACAUAAAUGACCAAAUAAUGUAUGUAGCCUUUCACAGCACAGUCACAUCAAAUAUAUGGUGAUUAUAUAUUAUAUUAUAUUAUAUAAAAUAACAAUGCCUUAUAGAUGAGGGACAUUCAACUUGAUUAAAAGUACCAGGAUAAUAAAAGACUACGAUCAACA